GCUAGUCUCUCUUUCGUACCUGGAGAUUCGAUUCGAUCUUCUCCGAUAGUAAUUUAAGAAAACUGAAACUUAAUUUUAUCCUUUGAUUAUUCUAAGAAUAGUGAUAAACACCGAUCUAUCUCUAAUACAUUUUCAGUUUUUUAUUCUGUAUCUGAGCUAGAUCUAUCUCAGAAAUGACGGGAAAAUCGUCCGGACCAUUUAGCUGAAAAGUGACGGUGCUGGCAUUCAGGCAUAAAGCCUAGAAAUGUGUUUAAUUUCGUCCUGAGUAAUUUAGUCCUGAAAUGACGAGGAUGGUUUGACCGGUAUGCCCCGCCUCGUGGUGAGUGUGCUGGUGCUGCUAGCUGGGUUGACAGGGACCGGGCACAGUCAGUACCAGCUGGUCAGAGAGGAUCCAUUUGCUCAGCUGUCGGGCAGUCUGCAGACUAGACAGGCAGCAGCUUGUGAUGGAGAAAUUCUGGGAUUGGAUUGUCCCCAUGGAAGCAAGAUCGGUAUACAGAUAUUCCAGUAUGGGCGAAGUGCUCCGACUAGCUUGGUGUGCCCCCCUACUCCUCAGCUCCCUCAACACUUCGCAGAGAGUAAACCAUGCUCAGUUAAUCAGGCAAUCAUGAUGGCCGAGGAGAUGUGUCAGGGUAAACAGUCCUGCAGUAUAGAUACAGGGUUCAAUAUUCUCUCUCCAGGUUCUCUAGACCCUUGUCCUGGAGUCAGGAAGUACGCUGAAGUUGCAUACAAGUGUAAACCUUCUUCCUUCCGGUCCCGGUCCGUCUGCGGAGGGGAUAACAUGACUCUCUCCUGUACCCAAACUGAUCAUAGGAUUGCUAUCCUCUCCGCUCUUUUCUCUUCCAUUUCUUCAGGUCAUAUUUACUGUCCUUUGCUCCGUAUACCUGGAUACCAACAGGACUCCUUACCCCCAUCAUACUACAGCACAGCUGAACUAGAUCUUUGCCAAACCAGUUCAGCCACUGAAACAGUUCUCAAACAUUGUCAUGGACAACCCAGCUGUACUCUACAAGCCGACCCUGUAGGGCUAGGGGUGCCUGCUUGUAAUGAUCUUCAUGUUUAUCUAAAGACGACAUAUGCUUGUGUCGACAGUAUCGUCUUCCAACCUCAAUAUCUUGUGGCCAAAACUACAACAACGACAACUACUGAGAAAACGACUUCGACUACCGGGGUAAAAUUUGAUCCUGAGAUGAUCAAACAUGCCGAGUAUGAGGAGAAGAAGGAGAAACUAACUCCUGAUCCCCAGGAGAUUGUCAAGGACGAACCCAGCUCCUUCGUAAAGAACAAUCAGGAGAAAAUUGUUAUAUCUCUAAUCCUUGCUGUAUCCCUGGGUCUGGUUGGAGUUAUUCUUAUCGUACUAGGACGGAUAUAUAGAUCAUACAGGAUACAGGUUUCUCUCUCCUCUAGUGUUCUCUCUACUCAGCACACAGACCUAGAUACCCUGGAGUAUGAUAUGAUAGAAUAUGUUGAUCCUCCGGACCCGGAUCCCAAGAUAGUUAUUCCUCCGGAGACCUUUAUGUAUGGAACUCUCCGAGAGGUGAAACCCAAAGGAAUUCUGAAAAACUCUCGAACCACGGACUGCAUCCCAGGAUCUCCAAUGAGUGAUAUAGUUGUAACAUACAGUGAAAAACAUUUCCCAAGUUCCGGGUUGGGAGGGAGAGAAACCGGAUCAAUGAAUACUCAAACCUUGAGCAGGAACCAAACCUUUAAGCAUCAAGGUCCAAAGCUAAGUUCCUUCUCUGGUUCCAACCAGACAGUGGUUAAAGAAAGUCCAGGGUUUAAAACUUUAGAAAGUAAAGGGGAAUGGUUCCCUGUGUCCCCGGAUCACGGAUCAACUCCAACUUUGGAUUCUCCAGACCUAAUUCUUAAUAGCUCAGGGAACAAGUUGACGACAAGUUCUGAAACUACAAGGUUAUCAAACACAAACAAUACACGAGGAGCAAAACAUCUUGGUUGAUCACUUGGUGAAAUCUCUAGUUCAAUUAACCAGCUGGGAUUUUGUUUUCUUCGUAAAACAAGUUUAAAAAUUCUAUUAAUCAAAACAGAUUUAUGUUAAAUAUAUUUAUAUAUAGAUAUUUUAUAAAAAUUCGAGUUAUGAAUUAUAUAUGAUAUGUUAAUAAACGUUCCUAUCUGUUUAAAGUUAAUGUUAAACAAAUUUG
This is a messenger RNA of Eurytemora carolleeae, 2156 nucleotides long. Its product is annotated as protein eva-1. Bases 305 to 1954 code for a protein of 549 amino acids. NCBI's taxonomy places the organism in Eukaryota, Metazoa, Arthropoda, Copepoda, Calanoida, Temoridae. The transcript has 8 exons. The record is from RefSeq and is a predicted model, not a curated record. Gene Ontology annotation, molecular function: carbohydrate binding.